Messenger RNA from Oreochromis aureus, 1599 nucleotides. RefSeq names its product mediator of RNA polymerase II transcription subunit 15-like. The record is from RefSeq and is a predicted model, not a curated record. NCBI's taxonomy places the organism in Eukaryota, Metazoa, Chordata, Actinopteri, Cichliformes, Cichlidae. The transcript is spliced from 4 exons. The coding region runs from base 111 to 1505 and encodes 464 amino acids.
CUACAGAAGGAGGGAAGCAGAGUUGUGGUUGUGGUUGUUUUGUGUUGGGUUAACAGACACUAGAUUGGGGCUUCUCAAGCUUACACCUGAUAUUAUUUCUGCUUAAAGCAAUGAGCUUUAUAUUUUGUGUGUUGCUGCCAUGGGUACUUCUUGUUGGGGAGCUUCAAGCAAGUAUGAAACCUUCCUAUCUUGGCUUUGGAAAUGUUGAUGCCAGUAAGCAGGUCUCAGGUGACCAGCUUCAUCAGUUGCCACACUGGUUCCACCCUUUGCACCAGGACCAGGCCCAGCCUCGGCCUCGGAGCUCUCUUGCUCCUAGCUCUCAGCCCAAGGUCCAACCCCAGUCUCGCAGCUACCUCCCCCAGCCACUGCUGCAAGCUUAUGGUUCUCAGCCACAAGUCCAGCCCCUGUCACAGCCCCUGGUGCAUGCUCGCAGCUAUCAAGCUCAGCCACAGGCUCAUAGUUACUGGGCUGAGGCCCACCCCCAGCUGCAGCCUCGCAGUCAAGGCCAUCCUGAGAUCCAGGGUCCCCCCCAGGUCCGUUCCCACACCCAGCCUCGGAGCUUUCUGAUUCGUCCCCAAACCCAACCACAGCCUCGUAGGAUUCAGGGCCACCCCAAGACCCAGAUGCAGUCCCAGCCUCAGCCUCGUACUUUUCAGGGCCAACCCCAGGCACAGACCGAGCUGCAGCCUCGCAGCUUUCAGGGUCAUCCUCAGGUCCGUCCCCAGACCCAGCCUCGUAGCCAUCAAGGCCAUCCCAAGACCCAGCUGCAGAGCCAGACCCAGCCACAGCCCAGGAGCUUUCAGGGCCAUCACCAAUUCCAGCCUGAGGGUCAUCCCCAGAAUCAGUUGCAGCCUCGCAGCUUUCAUGGCUAUUCCCACCAGCCGCAGCCUCGCAUCUAUCGUGGCUAUCCCCAGGCUCAGCUGAAGUCCCAGCUGCAGUCACAGCCUCAGUCUCGCAGCUUUCAGGGCCAUGCCCAUCCCAAUCCCCAGGUCCAGAUCCAGACCCAGCCUCGUAGCCAUCAAGGCCAUCCCGAGACCCAGCUGCAAAGCCAGACCCAGCCACAGCCCCCUAGCUUUCAGGGCCAUGCCCAUCCUCAGGCCCAAAUCCAGACCCAGCCGCAGCCUCGCAGCUUUCAGGGCCAGGGCCAUGGCCAUCCCAAGGCCCAGACCCAGCUGCAGUCUCACAGUUCUCAGCCUGAAAGCAAUCAGGCUGAUUCACUGGCACAACCUCGUAGUUCUCUGGCCCAGCCCCAAGACCAGCUGCAUGCUAGCACUUCUCAGUCCCGGGCCCACCUAAAGCCUCGCAGUCAUCAUGCUCAGUCCAAGACACAGCCUCAUAGUUAUUCAGCAUAUCCACAGGCCCAUUCUUACUAUCAGGCUCAAAUCCCAAUACAGGCACGCAGCUAUCCAAUGCAUCCUCGGAUGAUGCGUUACCAGCGCAGACCUCAUCUUCAGCCUUGGGUCAGGGCAACUGCCACAAACCACCAGAUUCUGCAAGGGGCUUAAACGAAGAGGGCCAACAUCAGAAGAUGGAUCAUUAACUGCAUGGAUACAAUUAAACUGAUCUUUAGGGGAAAUGUAAAUAAAUCUGUCUAGACGA